AUGGGGAGUCGACCUGGCGGAACGCCAGAUGUCGAUAACGACCGCCAUGGCCACCAGACUAUUCACACUCUCCAGCGACCCCAGAUACCCGCCUCCAUGUCUGCGCCCGCUGGCCGCCUGCCUCGACUGCUGCCCGCUGACCUUUCCUCCUACACCGACUCGUACCUGCCGACUGCAGCCAUCCCACCGUCCGCCACUUCCCUCGCCGAACUCGCUCACCUAAUACGCCUCCAGGGCUACCAAGAGCAGCGCAAGACCCACGCCCGCGUGCGUCUGCACCGAUGGCUAGUCUCAAGCGCCCUCUCCGCACGUCUGGUACAUUGCGGAGAGCUUGCGUACCGGACCCUCGUAGACAACUUCCGGUCAGAUGACAAGAAGUCGUUCGCGUCCCUAUACAAUGCCCUCAACGAUGUUCGCAACUCGUGCGAUGCCACAAGACAAUACGCCCUUUUGGAACCGGAUCUGGAAUUUGGCAAGUCCAAGAACAUGAAGAGCGAGAAGCCCCUCUCUGCUUCAACUUUCCUGAAUGAAGUUCCGUCCAAGAUUCUGGACAAUCUUCUAGAUUUCAUUUCCGAAAUCCGCACCAACCCUGAGUUUCUUGCUGCCCGCAUUUCCAGUCUCUCGCAGCAAGAGCUCACUUCUCUUACGUCUUUCCGUCAGACCAUGGAUCCUAUUGACUCCGUCAUGUUUGCAAACGCCCGUAGCCGCAAUGCUUCCUCACAAAAGCCCCAACAGCAAGGAACGAGCCCAGUAGAACGCCUACUAUCUUUCCAGCGCCAUGAUCCGUUGUCUGCUCUUGUCUACACCAUUUUCGCCAACUCGUCUGGACCCGACUCAGCCGAGGACCUUCGUCGUACGGAUGUAUGGGCCACUGUUUGUGCCAAAUUGAUUAAGAACAACAACCCUAACUUCAUCCGGACUGUACUUGAUGUUUGGGCAGGUAUGCGAGAGUGGCCUGGCAAGACCAACUUGGAGCUAUAUCUUAUGCAGACCCUACAGGAUGGCCAGUUUCUGCUUGAGAAGCCAGAAGAGCAGGCAGCACGACCCGGAAUGCCAGUCCAACGUUCGACUAAAGAUACUAUUGCAGCAGACGAAUUCUUCGACAAGGCUGUCAAGCGUUUGUUCGAGGUCGUAGAUGAUGAGCCCAGUGCCGGUGGCAUCCCAGAAGGAGUCUUGGAAAUUGGAAAUGCCAUCCUUCGGAAGCUAGAGGACGAGAAGAACGUGCGCAGAGCUUCUCAAAACUUUUUCACCCAUGGCAUCAUGAUUGGCCAUCACAUCAGCGAGCACGCCCGCAUAAAGAUCCUCAAGGAGGUUGCCAUCCGAGCGCAGAAAUAUGUCGUGGACAUGACCUAUAACUGGCAGAAGAAAGUACCGGUGCUUCCAGAGAUCCGAACACAUAUCGAGAAUAUCUUGGCCCGGUUCAAGCACACCAAAACCCCCUCGAAGCCAAUUUUGCUGCCUGCAAAGGCCAUCACAUCACCCAGGGAAACUGUAGAAGUCCAGCCUUUUAUUGUCCUCUCCCCAGCAGACAUCGUUACCUUGGUUAAUGCGCUUUUCCCGGAGCGCCGUCCAUCAUCUAGCCAUAUGGACAAUGACAGCCAGCGUCGUACUGGUCUCGCUUCAUCUGCUUCCUCCAUGUCCGGAAUGUCGGUACCAUUCCGGAAUGCAGCCGCUUCCGUGACUGAUGCAAGCUCUAUCCUGAGUGCCAGUGCUUCUUCCAUGACCAGCGACCAGACCUCGCGCGAGCCACUCUUAGACGGCAACCCGACAACAACCGACUCCCAGACCGAGAUGAAGCCAGCACCAACAGAACAAUACGGAAAACAGCUGCGAUCGGCGUGUUCAGAGAUGACUCGCAUUCUAGGCUUCGAAGCGACAUCAGGUUCAUGCCAUCCGUGCGCAGAGCGAUGGGCUGUUCUUUACAUCUCCGCUGAUGGAAAGCAGCUGAAGCCGCGUAUGCGCAAGGACUUCGAUGAUGAAGACGAACACGAUGAGGACUCACCUGACAGUGACAGCAGCGAUGACGAGGAGGGUGGAAACAGGUUCGAUCUUGGAAAUGACUACCACCAGUUGAAGGAGGCAAUCGCCAAACUGGUAGAAGAAUAUGAAAUCCCGAAAGAACUGGCGCCCGACAGCGAAUCAAAGAACUUCAGCAACCGGAUGACUACCCGCAAGAGCACACGUGGACGCGGCCCAGUACGCAAUGUUAGCGAGAAUCUCGGAUCACGCAACCCAUACAAUUCGACCCAGAGCCAAAGCCAGCUUACGAACAUGAUUGCAAGUCAAAGAAACGUCUCAUCUCGACGCUCACCACAAUUUCCAAGAAGCCACAGUAAUCCACAAGUCGGUGAGAAGCAGGAGAAUAAUUCAGUCCUCGUCACCAUGCUUGAAACGGCCAUGUACCAGUGUCAAGCACGAUCCGAUUUUGUGAACGCGCACAUGUACUACAAGACGUUACAGAGUCUGAAAAGACUCAGCUCUCCGACACUGGUUAAGAACGGUUAUGCGGCUCUUCUCAAUUACUUCUCCCGCGGUCCGCGCGACCUGCUCAGCAAAGCAGCCAACGCUAUCGAAGAGUUCGAGGCUUGGUUCGUGUGGCUCAAGCAGUCCCAGGAGCGGUCAGAUGGCAUGGUUGAGGAGAUGAUGAUCACGUUCAAGAACCUCCGCGACAAGAUGUGGUAUAUCACAGAUGUUCGUACCUCCAAGCCAUACGAGGACGCUAGAAACGUUGCGCUUGCCCUCAAGAUUAUGGAGCAGCAGUCGAAGACACUCAAUACCAGGGGCCCGUCUGGUUCCCAACCGCGGAAUACCAACAGCUUCUUACGCCAAAACGAAGCUCAGCUCGUUGACCUCAUGUCCGCUACUCAAGAUUUCGGUGGUCCAAACAAGCUGUCAGAUGAGCAGUCGCAAAUCACCCUAAAGUGGCUCAUGCAAUACAGCGUAGAGAACUUCUGCAAGGGCGAAGAGCGGAUACAUCGUUUCUGUCUUGAAGUCGACAAGUGCGUCACCAAGAUUAUUGGCGAGGGUGUUCUGGACGGUCCCGUGCUUUGGUCCAGCGACCUAUACAAGCGUGACCAACAGAUUCUGGAGAGCGGACGGCAGAAGGGUGAUUUAUUCCUGACUGGCGUCGGCACGCUUUCUAUCGCUGGUGAUGAGGAGUACGAGACCCAUGGCCGACCUGGUUCACGUAGCCACGACUUUUCGCAACGACCAAGUCAAGGUAGUCUACGUGCCGCAGCCAACCGCAAUGGUUCUUCUAGCUUCGAUCAGAGCCCCUGGGGAAGGAAUCCUAUGGACUCUCAUGACUACUUCGGCGGCUCUUCGCCUGUUCUGUCAAUCGACUCUGUGGCUACUUUCUGGUCGCCUUUCCAAACUCAAGCGCAGUCGCCCACCAACGCGACCAGCAUUCGCCCACGUACCGCAUCAUCUUCAAAGGGUACGGUAAUGCUGAAGCAAUCUGCAAUGGUCAACGAAGACAAGCGUCGUUUCAUGCUCGAUCUGAAGCAAACACUCACAGGUCUUCUCUUGAGCGAUCUCGGAACGAUGGUCUUCGCCAACGGGAGUGAGACGGACUCAUGGUUCUGUGGUGACCUACUUGACGACGUCUUCGAGCGCAGGGACGAAGAAGAACGCAAGCGCAAGAAGCAGCUUGCUAAGAAGAGCAUGAAGAACAUUCGAAAGCAGACGCUGCCCGAUCAACGUAAUCUGCCUUUGGAGACGCUUGGCCGCAAUGAGCGGGGUACAGCUGCCCCACCUGUUGCGACAUUCCAACAUGCCAGCGCGUCCGACGCUCAUCAAUCAGCUGGCGAGCAUUCUUCGACUUCUAGCGAUGCAACUUCACGCUCGGUUGGCAACGCUACGGCGAAGAAAGCAGGACUCCUCGAGUUUCCAUACAACGUUGCUUUCCGGCGGCUUUUGGGCAGAUUCCAAACGCAUCCCAAUCCCUUUUCCAAGUUGCAUGCACUAUAUGAGCUGGAGCUACUCAUCAUAGCUUCAUUGUCUUCUCGAACAGGUCGCUCUUACAACAACCGCCGCGAGACGCUUCCCCCAGUUCCUCAGUCGCCUACCCUUGGCACCAUGCCGGAACUCAGCUCUCGUGAACCAGCCACUCAGACUUCUCGUGCACAGAACCUCGAAGAAGCAAUCGCCAAUUGCGAGGAACGCCGCUCUCAUAGCAUGCACGUAGAACGUGUGAGCAACGCUUCUCCUCUACCUCGCAACGGUGCACGCUCCCCGGUUGGACCACCAAGCACAGACAUGAUUGUUGAAGUCAUCCAAGGCCUCUUCCGCGAUGCUAACAUUCGACCCAAGACACUGUUCCGAGACCUGCAAUACAUUGCAUCAUUUGUACCCGCGCAGAUGCUGGACAAGACUGCACGAGGCAAGGCAUUCUGGGAUGUCGGUCUUGCUGCUCUUGGCCUCAAGCAAGAUGUCUGCCGGAUCAUGGUUGAGCUCGUUGACGAGGUCAUCACACAGAACUCCAAGCGUGAUGCAGGCAAGGCCAGUAGUGGUGGUGCUGCUGAGAAGGCAGGCGCACCGUCCACCACACCGGCCCCGGCCGACGAACCAUUAUCCAAGUACACCAUGGAGGACGCUGGGCGCAUGCUUCUUAUUACUGCCAAAGAAGGUGAUGCAGUUGCGGAGCGUGAGCUUGCUAUUUUUUACCUCACUUCACCCGAGCUCGUUCAUCGCACCGUCCUGCCACUCACCAGGCCCAGCGAGGUCUUCAAGACUGAGCUUCUCAACCGUGAGAGGAAAGCGUCACAGGACCCCGCCCGCAGUGACCCAAUGACGAUGUGUGUUGCACAACACUGGAUGGAGCAGUCCAUGAAGGGCGGCGAUCAACUUGCCGCCAAGUACUUGCGCCAGCGCAGCGAGCUGGAGAACAUCAACCCGAGCAGGGCAUAG
Molecule: messenger RNA, 4908 nt
Organism: Alternaria atra
Lineage: Eukaryota; Fungi; Ascomycota; Dothideomycetes; Pleosporales; Pleosporaceae
Exons: 3
Coding region: 1-4908 (1635 amino acids)
Source: RefSeq, a predicted model, not a curated record